GUUUUUGAAAUUUUUAGGGCAGAUCCUCAAAUUAGAACUAUUGCUCAAAAAUUUCAGAAACGUCGGAAUCCUCAAAAAUUUUCGAUUUAGGUCGUCGCUGAAAGAAAACAUGGGUUUCAACGGUAAGCGUUGGGUGGUGAUAAGUUCAGUUUCAGUAGAGAAUUGAAUUUGCGAGAGUGAGUGAGAGUGUUGUUUUUCGUCAUCCCACUCUCACAACUACCCUUUGUAGGCAGUUAACUUUUUCAUUACAGUAAAUAAAUCGUCGCAAGACCUUGAAAUUUUGCAAAUGUUUAUUUGACACGAUUAUAAAAAAUAUGACGUCAUCUGUUAUUGAGUAAAAUUGGUUUCUCACAUAAUCAUCGAAUGACCUUAUUGUUGGAAGCCCUGUAUAUAAUACUAGGUGAAUGUUGAGAUGUUAGGCAACACACAUUACGCCUGUUUUGGAUGGGUCAAAUUGUGGCUCACGUACCGUCAUAAUAAUAUCCUUAGAGAAGGAAAGAAUCAUAGUCUAAGAUAAUAUCCACGUGCGUCUGUUAAGCAAUCGAGUAUCGACAAAUUCAAAAAUAUAAACAUAACCUCAAUUAAGCACGUUAGAAAUUUUGUAUCGAAAUGGAAGUUGAAGAACUCACGAAAGAAAUAGAGAAUGACGAAGGCGCACCACCCAACAAGAAACCGAGACUUUGGUCUGCAAAGGAAUUCCGAAAAAAAUUGAAAACUGCACAAAAAGUCUUGGCAAUUCAAGAAUUUUUGAUAAACUGCAGAGAAGACGGUAGCUACGUCAUCGAGUACCUAGAGAGUGGAGGUAGCUGCAUGGAAUUAAUUCAGUUACUGUCAUCAAACGAAAUACCCACGCCGAAUAUUUUGGAAAUCCUAAAUUACGUGUUGUUGCAAAUCGUAACCGGCGAAAGUAACCUUGACAAUUCGGCUAAUAACUCCUGCAAGCUGUUUGUGCAGUCUCAUUUAUCGUCAAUAAACAAAAUGUUGGCUUUGGGUUCCCCGCGAAAGGACAAGAAAGUUAUUUUAAAGUUACUAACGACUAUCGUUACUUUCUCAAAAAGCUUGGCAAAAGAAAUUCUGCUACAUAUCAACAUAAACCCGUCAAAUGUAGAAGUAUUAGCGAAACGAGGGGACGAUGAGGAUAGCGUUCGUAAUGCGUACAUUAGAUUUUUAAUGUCGUUCUUGGUCGAAGGGGAAACUGCUACGAUACUAAUCUUCUUAGAGAAACGAAUUUUGUUAUCGAGCAUCUUUAAGGGGUUACAGUACGAUUCUGCAGAAACUAUAGUUCUUGUUUUAUCGACGUUAAAGAGAUUCGUGCUCGAAAAUGGGGGCGUGAUGAAGACUACAAAAAUGAGCUUAUUCAGCACUUUAGUUGUUCGUGAAAUUGUCAGUUUGUACAACUGGAAGGGGAUGCAAGCCGCACAGACUGGUUUCGACCCCGUGAAGAAAGCGAUGGUAAGCGAGUGCGUACACGAUUUUCUCCUGGUACUGUGUACCUCGCACAAGUACGGUGUCAUCUUUAAAGAUCCCUACAUCGGAUCCCGCCCGAAGACUUACAACAGUCUAAUGCACACGGUUCUGGACAGCUUGGAACGGCCGUGGGAGCACUCUUACGCCGGGGAAUUGGUUAGGAAGAUUUGCGGCGCCUGUCCCGAUUUGGUCAAGUCGGUGUGGAGUAACUUGCGCAACUUUCUCGAGCCACGCCAUACGGAUAGGUGGUUAAAUACGGUUAAGUUCGCCGUUUCGUUAAUGAAGGAGGUGCAACCGACCACUGUUGAGCUGAGUACCGAGACGUUAAGCGUACAGCAGAUAUGUCAAAUCAUUCCAAGUCUGGUGGCCCCCACAUCAAUACUCCAGAUUAUCCUUCCGAAGAAUACCACAUUUGAAAAACCUGUAGUGAAGUAUAACAUAAUCGCGUUUUUGAGCGAAAGUCUAAGAUCAUUUGCAAAUUACGUGAACGCGUUGGAAAGAUCUUUAAACCAACAGCAGUUUUACAUCUUAAAGAUUUCGAUAAACGAGUAUAUUUCCAAACACUUUCUAAACGUCGAUCAGGUCAUCAGCAAUUGGACUAAAGUCGACGACGAGCCGUACUCAGUUGAGGACAACGUUGAAGCAGUGCUCGACUUACUCAAUCUGUACGAGGCCAAUAGUCCACCGUUGCUCGAAGGAUUAGCAAAUACCAACCUAAAGUCUCUACUGGACGAACUCGAUACACUUUCAAAAGGUGAACGUUUCAAAGUCCGUUUGGUGAACCUAUUUUUGAAAUAUGAGCCGUCGAUUUUUACUCCAAGCUCCGAGAUAUUCCCCACGGUAUUCUCGUUAAUUUUGCAACACUACCACGAGACUGGCGACGAAAACGCGUACACAACCUUGAUCGUUUUGCUAAACAAUUCGGCGAUAUUCGAAGAUGCUACGGAGGAACCCGAAGUGUGGAUUAAUACCGUUUUGUAUUUCGCGAACGUCGGUGAAAUAUCCGGUAUGCUUGUCGACGUAAUUCGGGAGACGAGUAGGGGCGUGAUGGAUUACAUUGGGGAGUUGCGCGAGUUUGCCAAGUUCGAAUAUGCGGCGAAACAGGAGCAGAUAUUGGAGAUUUUGGACGGUCUGCAGCACGAUUCUUAUCAGUCGAAUGAGUCUGUUAGAUCUACAGGGCUGAGCCCGAUGCUGUUGGGCGCGCUGAAAUACCUGGGGCAGAAUCGCCAAUUCAAACACUACUUAAACGCAGUGUUGGUGAAUUUAUUACACCUGCAGACUUCUUCGCGGAUGAUAGCCGCGAUUGUUCAAGAUGAAAAAUAUGCGGACUUGGUUUCGGAAUCUCUGCAGACGUAUAUUUGUGAGUGGACGAAGGGGGAAGCAUCGGCCUUGGUCAAAACCAAGUUGUCCACUGCCCAAAGUUUCAGUGCACUGUUUGUAAAUGGUGAGGUUGCCGAGUUGAGUUGUGAGAGACGGUGGGAGCUGAGGCACUGUUUGAACCAAGCCUUGUUUUAUUUUACACAUCUGAAUUGCGAUUUACUAAACGAGGCUCACCUACAAAGUUGCAUUGGGGUCAUCAAAAAGGUCAACGAGUUCGGUUAUGUUUUCAAACAUCCCACUUUGUUGCAAAGAUUUUCGCCUACAACUCGGAGCGUUACGAAUCAGUUAAUCGUGGAAAUGGCGAAGCUCUCGCCCACUAAUCUGGAUUCGCUUCUGAAACCGUUUCGGGCGAAGUUGUCACAUGCGUUGUGUAAGGUUUUAAAAAAGCGCAAAAAGUGGCACGAUAUCACUGACAUUUUGGAACCCGUGGGCCUGGAUCGCGCCCAAUGUGUGGCUGUCUUGAGCAUUUGCGUUAAUUUGGAGAGAAGCACGUCGGAUGACUUUCUAGCUUUCCAUUUCAAGGCGUUGGUCUACACGUUUGGAAAGUUUCUUGGCGAAAGUGACAACCUUCAUCCCUUAACCAAGGAGGUUAUCGCGAACAUGUCCGAGCUGCUGGCAUCGCUUAAUCUCGACGGAUUUGAAGCAAGCGCCUGCACAAGUCUACUUCAUAAUUACCUGCGUAAGUUCCCGCAUAAUCUGGCCGACAUCAAAGUGAGCCUUUUCGAAAGUAUUCUCCUCAAAGCCGACUUGCAUAAGGAGGACGUUGUCCUAGCAGGGCUUCUUUUGAGUAGACGACGAGAUCUUUUAGACACGUUUCAAGCCCACUUCGAGAAGAUUCUAAAACAGAAAAGUCUACUCUUGGUUUUACUCAAGUCGGCAAUAUCCGUCGACGCAAGCGCCGACGUACUGGGCCCGAUGUACACUCACCUCGAGCCUAGCAUUACAAAAAUACUGGCAAAAUCGAAAAAGGUCUCGCAUCACUUCGAAGCACACAAAGACACCAUCGUUACACUAAUCGCCAGAUUCAUGUCAUCGGAAACCUGUCGCUCACACGCCGGCAAGGUGUGCAAACUUGAGGUGACCCAGCCGUACCACAUCCACAUAUUAGCGGCAAUUUUCCAAAAGAUCCUGCCGGAAGCGUCACAAGACGAGGCGCACAAUAUUUUGCUAACGAUCGCCUCGCUCACGAACGCCCUCUUCAAGCAUAAAGAUAAAUCGAACGAAGACUGGUCGAAGCUCGACGAGGUGGCCCGAGUAAGCGUACACCUUCUAAACGAACUCUCCAAUCGAAAAGUCUCAUUUCGAAGAGUGUGCGAGGACGGCGCCUUCAACUUGUAUUGCGGUCUGUGCUUGAAAUUUGGACUGUUGGGUCGGGCGAAUUUUCUCGAAGUAAUGAACGUCCUCGUGCGAUUUUUAGAUUUGACCAAGGACGAAGCUCAGACCAUCCUCGAGAUGACAGGUUCGCAUUCGGAGUUUUUGGAGGUGAUUUUGGGGGAUAGUUCCGAGUGUAAGAGGCAAUUGUUGAGUUUCAUGUUGGAGCUCUUUAAGCGGUGGCCGGGUUUGAUGCACAGGAGUCAUGUGCCCGUACUUCUGUCGGCGUAUCACGGAACCGUGGGGGCUGCUGAUCAAAUAAAUUUAUCUUUGAUACAAAUGUACGAGUCAGAAGCCCAGCAGACCGGAUUUUACGACUUCAAACCCUUCCUCUGGGGUAAAGCCGCGGCGGCGCACUAUUCGGUGCGGCAAGAUAUCCAAUGGACGCUCUGGCGUCAACCGCGCAUGCACGCCAUCCUCGAAAUACUCGAAGAAUGGAAGAUCAACAAUACUAUACUUAAUCACCCGCUCGAUCUCACGCUGACUGACCCCAUCAAUACGCCGAACGACAAGGUGUACAGUUUGGCAUUUUUCCUGCCUCUGUUCGCCUCACUGUUGGCGCCCGAAAAUCAAGUUUCAAUUCAGAUGUUCAUCAAAUCGGGCGCGUUAAGUAUGACGGUCCUCGGUCUGAGCUGUUACAGCAAAGAGAUACGAUUGGCUUCCUGUCACGUUCUGGCACGAUUUCACUAUCAUCUCGAGGCGAGACGAAGCGGUAAAGAUAGGAUCUUGCGCUUGGGGUUAAUUGAAGCACUUUGUCGAGGCGUCGCCACUUUGGAGGAUAUUAAGCUGAACAAUUUCGCGUCGAUAUUUUGGGCCAGAAUGGUUCUUAUCCUAACGCGCCCUCUGCAUCCGAUGUUUUUGCCACUUUCCCGAUAUUUAACAGCCAAAGCAACACCGGAUUUGAGCGGAAUACCUGAACUGUACACAUUUCUGCACGUGCCCGACGUGAACCAUAAAGAUCCGAGAUUUUUUAUUUUAAAAAUUUUACACGACGGUAUGCGAACAGAUCACGAUUGUUCCGUUGCCAGCUACAAAAUGGCGUUUAAAUUAAUUAUGGAAUUGUUUACUAGUUGCGUUUCGGACUCUGAGACCAAACUAGCCAUUUUGAAUGUGUUCGAGAGCACCUCCAAAUUAAAACUGGGCCAAGAAAUCUUGACGACAAGCUACGGGAUGCUGUCGUGGUUAUACGACGUGAUCAACAAUCAUUGCGAACAUCCAGAAAUUCUUUCGGCCGUCCUACAAAUUUUGGCAAAUUUAACAAGGAAGCUAUCGAACUCGAAACACAUAGAUUACAAUAUCGUCAAAUUAAUUUCGGUGACCGUUAUUGAUUUUCGAUUAGAAACAAUUAGUGUUAAAGAUUUAGACAAUUUGUUGCAAGUGAUUCUGGCAAUAUUAGAUGUAAGCGGAAACUUUUUAACGUUAGAACAGUUACGAUAUCUGAUAAGGCGUAGUAAUGAUGACAGUUGUAACUAUUUAUUGGAGUUUGGAUGUGAAUUUUCAACAGUCGGCGAGGAUAAGUUGAUACAAAUCCUGGUAAGGAAAUGUGCAAAUAAGUUCCUGAAAUCGUAGAUGAAAUUGUUUUUUUAGUCUAUACUGAAAUGAAAGACUAUGUAAAGAUAUGUAAAUAAAUUAAGGUCUAAUUUUCUAGUACUGGA
Molecule: messenger RNA, 5873 nt
Organism: Photinus pyralis (common eastern firefly)
Lineage: Eukaryota; Metazoa; Arthropoda; Insecta; Coleoptera; Lampyridae
Product: nucleolar pre-ribosomal-associated protein 1
Exons: 5
Coding region: 610-5787 (1725 amino acids)
Biological process (GO): maturation of LSU-rRNA from tricistronic rRNA transcript (SSU-rRNA, 5.8S rRNA, LSU-rRNA); maturation of 5.8S rRNA from tricistronic rRNA transcript (SSU-rRNA, 5.8S rRNA, LSU-rRNA)
Cellular component (GO): nucleolus
Source: RefSeq, a predicted model, not a curated record